AUGACAUCAACUUUCUUUUGGAUGGGGGAGUUGUUGAACGAAUUGGAUAAAGAUGAAAUCAUUUUUGCUGACAAGGGUUAUCAAGGUGUUUCUGUAGAGGUUAUAACACCAAUCAAAGGAAAGAUUUUAAGUAGUGAAUCUGAAACUCUAAACGUAUAUCUUUCAAGUAUAAGACAAAUUGAUUUAAUUGUUUAA
This is a messenger RNA of Heterostelium album PN500, 195 nucleotides long. RefSeq lists its product as uncharacterized. NCBI's taxonomy places the organism in Eukaryota, Evosea, Eumycetozoa, Acytosteliales, Acytosteliaceae. The transcript has a single exon. The record is from RefSeq and is a predicted model, not a curated record. The coding region runs from base 1 to 195 and encodes 64 amino acids.